Messenger RNA from Cyanidioschyzon merolae strain 10D, 432 nucleotides. Its product is annotated as 60S ribosomal protein L26. Gene Ontology annotation, cellular component: cytosolic large ribosomal subunit. Gene Ontology annotation, biological process: ribosomal large subunit biogenesis; cytoplasmic translation. Gene Ontology annotation, molecular function: RNA binding; structural constituent of ribosome. The coding region runs from base 1 to 432 and encodes 143 amino acids. The transcript has a single exon. The record is from RefSeq and is a predicted model, not a curated record. NCBI's taxonomy places the organism in Eukaryota, Rhodophyta, Bangiophyceae, Cyanidiales, Cyanidiaceae.
AUGAAGUUUAGCAAGGAAGUAUCGUCUUCGCGACGGAAGCAACGCAAGGCGCACUUUACGGCCCCGAGUCACGAGCGGCGGAUUCGAAUGUCCGCUCCGCUGAGCAGCGAGCUCGUUGAGAAGUACGGUGUGCACGCUGUCCCGAUCCGAGUUGGAGACGAAGUACGCAUCAUGAGAGGUUUGUAUAAAAUGCAGGAAGGAAAAGUCAAACGAUGCCACCGGAAAAAAUACCGAAUCGCAGUGGAGGGCGUUGCGCGCGAGGACAGCCGGGGCCUCCCGGUUGACAUUGGGAUCCACCCCAGCAAAGUCCAGAUCAUUGCGCUGCGUCUGGAUAAGGACCGGAUAGCGCUGCUGAAGCGCAAAGAGCGAGCUUCUCUGAUGAACGCACGGGUGACGCCGUCGCGCUCCGCAGUCAUGGCGGAUGUGGACUAG